AUGGAAGUUGAAAAAAUAAGAAUCAAACUGAACGUUUGGAGUUACAUCGAGGUGACGCAGGCGUUUUUGCAUUUGCUGUUGAAGAGUCCCUAUGGCGGUUUGAUCGUCAACCAGUCCUCUGUGGGCUCUGUCGCCGUACUUCCAUUCCAGGGCGUGUACACGGCAUCCAAGGCCGCUAUUGCCAUGCUGUCUGACACUCUGCGACUCGAGCUGAGCGUCUUGGGGAUCAAUGUUGUCGACUUGAAGACUGGCGUGGUGCGCUCCAACCUGAUCAAGAAUCAAAAGGAAGCAAAGCCACCAACUCUUCCGGAGAAGUCGAUCUAUUAUCCCGCACGCGAGGUGGUGGAGAAAGCGUUGAGUCAGGAUGCCUUUGCUGAGGGGGGGAUGCCAACUCUGCAGUGGGCCACGGCUGUGGUAGGUGAUUUGCUGAAGCAGAAGCCGCCCCCAGUUAUCUGGAGGGGAGAGCAGGCUUGGGUUGCGAGACUGAUUAGUGUUCUGCCAUUUGGAAUGUUUGAUUCGAUGCUGAGGAAGUUGACAGGACUGGACGUCGUGGAGAAGAUUAUGAAGGUUGAAGCUGGAGCAUGA
Penicillium concentricum is the source of this 585-nucleotide messenger RNA. RefSeq lists its product as uncharacterized. Gene Ontology annotation, cellular component: lipid droplet; endoplasmic reticulum. Gene Ontology annotation, biological process: triglyceride catabolic process; phosphatidic acid biosynthetic process. The transcript has a single exon. Gene Ontology annotation, molecular function: triacylglycerol lipase activity; acylglycerone-phosphate reductase (NADP+) activity. NCBI's taxonomy places the organism in Eukaryota, Fungi, Ascomycota, Eurotiomycetes, Eurotiales, Aspergillaceae. Bases 1 to 585 code for a protein of 194 amino acids. The record is from RefSeq and is a predicted model, not a curated record.